Molecule: messenger RNA, 1784 nt
Organism: Microbotryum saponariae
Lineage: Eukaryota; Fungi; Basidiomycota; Microbotryomycetes; Microbotryales; Microbotryaceae
Source: the annotation of a GenBank genome assembly
AUGGCACCCAAACGACCCGCCGAAUCGUUGGCUAGACCCAAGUAAGUACACAAACACCCGAACUGAUCCCAGAACCCUCACAUCGCUGGGUGUAAGGACGGACGCCAAGCCCCGCCAAAGCUUGCUCAACCGAUCCAACUCCCUCGCCCCACCCCCUUCAUCGCAGUGCGUCCUCCUCCUCCUCUUCGGCCACGACCCAGCCCUCCUCUUCAACCGGAGGCAAGCGAGUCAAGUUCGACGCUGCGACCCUGCACGCUACCAACUCGGGUGGUGCGACCGCGUGCGCGACCGAAGCCGAAUUGGAAGAGGAUGACCUCCUCAACCCGUCUACAGCGCGCAAGAAGGUCGUCACGGACGGGUACGAUUCCGAUUCGAGCGCGGAUGGCUCCGAGGAUGGGUUUGGUGGGGUCGGGGGCGGAAGGAAAGGGAGGAAAGGAACGGGCGCGGAGAAGGAGGGGCAGGGCCAGGGGGAAGAGGAGGAUGAUGAUAUGUUCGACGGUGGACCCGACGAGGGGGAGGGCGUAGCCAAGCGAAACGUCGCGGAGAAGAGCAAGAAGAAAGAGUUCCUGGAGAUGGGCGAUAUCGAAGGGCAGGAAUUUGGCAAGGGGGAAGAUGAGGAGGAGGGGCAGGACGGCGGAGGGGACGCUCUGGCGGAGGAGGACGAAGAGGAGGAGUAUGCGCUCGAAGACGAUCUGGCGAAUGAUGAUGAUGCGCCGAGGAGUAGGAGGAGUAAGAAAGGGAUGGGCUACCAGCUGAGGUAGGGUUCCUCGUUGAGGGGCUUUUGGACACGGGGAACGAAGCUGAUCUGAUCCUUAUCUGUCGCCCGCCCUUCCCCCCCACUCAGCUCGUUCAACAUGGCCGACGAACUCAACGAAGGCCGCUUCUCCGCCGACGGGACCUACGUACGCAACAACGACGACCCCCUAGCAACCCACGACAAGUGGCUCGACGGGGUGAGCAAAGCCUCCAUCCGCGCUGCACGCGAAUCCAAGAAACGGAUGGACGAGCAAGCGCGGAAGAAGGAGGAAGAGGAAGCGAGAGGCGCCGAGGCGAUGGCUCAACAGAGGGAUGACUGUUUGAUUGGCUUGCUGGGCUUGGUCAGGCCUGGGGAGAGUAUUACGAUGGCGCUGAAUCGAUGGGGCAAGAGGAGGAGAAAGGUCGCGAAGAAGGUGGUGCGACCCAAGGUCAGGGACGGGGAUGAGGCGAUGGAUCUGGACGAACAACCUACGACGUCGUCGGAAGUGUCGAAGGGGAAACAAAGGGAGGAAGAAGAAGCAGAGGACGUUGAUCCGGCAGUGAAGAUGAUUGAUCGCAUCACCUACCUCGCUUCGACCUUACUCGCCCAAGGCGAAUUGGAGAUCUACGAUACCUCGUACGAAGCGAUCAUUCAAACGCUCAAGGAGGAGGGCGCGGUCAGGAGAGAUUGGGUCCCACCCGUGGAUCCUGAUAUCGCCAAGGAGGAAGAGGAAGAACGAUUGGCGUUAUUGGCUCAACCGAGAAGAGGGUUGAUUGCGAGACCCAACGUCGUUACGGCAAGACCCUCUACUUCGACACCACAAGCGGUUGCGACGACCGUGAAUCCGAACGGGAAAAAGUUUUUCUAUAAAUGGAAGGUCCCCCAGGCGGGUCAAGUGCCGAGUCAGGAGUAUGGACCUUUCGGCACGGAGGAGAUUGAGACGUGGAUUCAGGGAGGAUUUUUGGGACCCCAGGGAGCGAACAUUGUGGUGAGGGUCGAGGGACAGGGCGGGCAGGCUUGGACGAGUUGGCAGGAGGCCAAAGUGUAG